Molecule: messenger RNA, 1176 nt
Organism: Falco peregrinus (peregrine falcon)
Lineage: Eukaryota; Metazoa; Chordata; Aves; Falconiformes; Falconidae
Product: killer cell lectin-like receptor subfamily B member 1B allele A
Exons: 7
Coding region: 229-990 (253 amino acids)
Source: RefSeq, a predicted model, not a curated record
AGUCACACACCAUCAGAGCUGCUGCUUUUGCAGAGCGCAGGAAGAGUGAAGUGUAAAGCAGCUCACCACAAAAACUUUCCAUGGGGGUAAUGAAGCCUGCAGGAAAUAAAAGGCCCAGACGAUGCCAUUUCCUGGAGCUGGACGCAGGCGCAAGCGAGUCGGUCAUAAGGUGAGGUUGCCCAAGAACAACUUCACUCUUCAGACGCUCUUGCAACCUCCUGAGCCAUCAUGGCUGGGGAAAUAGUUUAUGCUGAUUUAAGACACCCCGGGGAGAGCUUUUCUUCUGCCAAGAAGUGUCACACAAAGGUGGCCACUCUCACUCCUGCCUUGUGCCCACGGUGGCAUGGGGUCCUCCUCAAAGCCAGUGCACUGGGGCACCUCAUCCUGCUGGUGCUGGUGGCGGUGCUGAGCAGGCAGGUUUUUCAGGGCUGUCUGCAGCCGGCGGCGACGGUCGCUCCCCGGCAAGGCAACGAGACCUGGGGAAGGAACCACACAGAGCGAUGCGUGUUGGCAUCCCUGAUGGGGUAUUUCUGCAAGUCCCAGCAGGAAAACCGCACAGCCUGUGCUGGCUGCAAGCUGUGUCCCCAGAACUGGCAGCUCCAUGGGGACAUGUGCUACCAGCUUUCCAAGGAAAAGGGAGAGUGGACUCGGGGCAAGAAGGGCUGCGAAAAUCAGGAGUCUCAGCUGGUAGUGCUGCGGAAUGAGAAAGAAAAGGAGUACAUCAAGAAUAUUACAGGCAGAGGCACGCAGCCAGUGUGGAUCGGAUUAAUGUCAUCCCAUAGGAGCUGGAUGUGGGUGGACCACACGCCCUUUAACACCAAAAUGUUUGGCACGCUGCAGGAGGCGGAUGACGGGUGCGGGACGCUGAAAGACGCGAUGUUGGAGAUCGAUACCUGUAAGGGCGAACAUGAGUGGGUUUGCCAAAAAGAGCCCUUCCAGCUCUCCCCACUGAUGGCAGAAGGCGGGGAGAAAUGUGACGGCUCCAUCUGACACGUGCCCAUCCCACACAUCCAGCCUGCAAGACACUUGCUGCCAAUAUCUGGGGUGACGUCCGCCCCGUCUUCGCCCCUACGGCUCUGGGGGGGAUUUCAGGGUUUGCAAAUCCACUUCCCAUGUGGGUCAAGACAAUUCUGUAGGGGCGCAGAGCUACGACAUCAAUAAAAACCUAUAAAACCA